AUGUUUUUUUACACGCAGUGCGUUGUGUUGACACUCGCUGUGACUUUACCUGGUGUUCUUGGUCAGAAUGCAACAACCGAAGGUUUACAGCUCUUCCCUCAUGGUCCCUUCCCUUCCUUGUCUGCCAGCUGCGCAACUGCAUUCACAGCAAACUUGUCGUGUAGCCUGCUUGAGACUGGAAACUCAAUGUAUCAAUUCAACACCAAUCUAUCGACGAAGUUCUUAGACACGAUGUGUACAGACAGCUGUCGCAAGUCAAUCACUGAGUACCGGAAGAACGUUAUCAAGGCAUGCUCCAAUGAUACUAUCACGUUUGGUAACAACGGAGCAUCGUCGAGAAAGAAGUCAAGAAGCUCAACUGUUUAUCGGCCCAUUGCUCUGGCCGAUUACUACUUUACGAACCUUGAACAGAGAUGCACAAAGGAUGGAAACGGCAACUACUGUUAUAAGAUGAUUGAAUCCGAGUCUAUUGAAAGUGCUUGUGAUGAGUGCCUUCUGAAGAUGCCCCAAAUCAAACUGAGCAACCCAUAUUUCUACAAAAAAGGACUGGCAUCUCGAUAUGCAUCUCGCACAUCUAGCUGCUCUGUUUCAACACUCCCAAUUAGAACCGGCUCUCCAGUGGUAUUAACCAGUGCUUCUGCCUCUUCCUCUGCAACGCCAAAAUGUACCGCCCCCACCGUCCCUAUUCAUCCCGGAGAUACGUGCGACUCGAUUGCAGCAGCCCAGAAUAUCAGUACCUGGCAGCUUCUGAGUGACAACGGCUUGCCUGGUGGAUGUACUGAUUUCCCAUCAAACGGUACACUGUGCAUUACAGGGACCUGUCAAACACAUCUGAUGACAAAGAACGAUACCUGCCAGGGCAUUGCCAAACAAUACGGCAUCACCAUUACACAAUUCCGGACAUGGAACCCAAGCCUGAAUGGGCGGUGCACCAAUCUAGACAUAGUCAAAGGUCAUUAUGUCUGCGUGUCCAAUCCUGGUCACUUCACUCGUCCAAGGAAGAUUGGAAGCAGUAACAAAUCCGCUACGAGUGCGGUUCCAGUGCCGACGAACGUUGCACCUGGGACUAACACCCGUUGUGGGAAAUAUUACGAUGUCCAAGAAGGGGAAAGCUGUGCUCGUAUUGCUAUGGCGAAUAGUAUUUCGUUCGAUGAAAUUCUGUUUCUGAACCCAGACCUCAACUCAGACUGCACGAACCUUCGGCCGGGAUCUCAAUAUUGUAUUCUGCCCGUAGGUGAUAUCGAGACCUACUCCGGUUACGAGGCAACUGCCAGUGGGAAACCUUCAAGCAGCACAGCAACCGUCACAAGACCUGCUAUCACAGGCACCCGGACACCUUGGGACCAACUUCCAGAAGCAACCGGCAAGAGAACCGACUAUCCCAAACAGACUGAGGCACCAUUAGCAAAAGGAACCAGGAAGGACUGCGAAGAAUACAUGGAAAAUAUAUACGGCAAGGAUGUUGACUGUUCAUAUUUUCGGAUACAAGUGCCCAUGUCAUACUUUGUGACAUGGAACCCUUCUCUAUUCUACUGGAAUUGCACUCUUGCCAACGCGACUCGGUACUGCACCAAGCUUGGAGAAGGGUUUACCAUUGAUACAUCCGAGGAUGACGCUGUGUAUGCUUCUGUGCCAAAGAAUGCAGCACUCAACUCGACUCAUCGCUGCUUUUCAUGGCAUAAUGUUACCAGAGGGGAUGGCUGCGAUAGUAUCAGAGAGGAAGCUGACAUUGGCAUGGGCGCUUUUUAUGGCUGGAAUCCCAGCAUCCGUCGUAACUGUACCGGGUUGCAGUUGGGAGUUUCCUAUUGCGUUUCAGGAGAAGGCUAUGAUGACACAUCCUUCUCUACACCAACUCCCACGCCUUCAUCUACUCGACCAUCAUCCAGUGCAACACCAAAGAGCACUUGUCCACCCGGAGGCGUCACCCCACCAGGUCCAACACAGUCGGGCAUUCCCUGUAACUGCAAUAAAUAUGCCAAACAUGAAGAUGGUAAAUACUGUCAAGACAUAGCAGAUGAGAAUGACUGCACCCUUGAGCAAUUCUACAAGUGGAACCCCGCUUUGGGCGGAAAUUGUAAAGCUCUUUGGCCAGACUAUAGCUACUGCGUUGGGGUGAGCAAGUAA
This is a messenger RNA of Aspergillus wentii DTO 134E9, 2124 nucleotides long. RefSeq lists its product as uncharacterized. The transcript has 8 exons. Bases 1 to 2124 code for a protein of 707 amino acids. NCBI's taxonomy places the organism in Eukaryota, Fungi, Ascomycota, Eurotiomycetes, Eurotiales, Aspergillaceae. The record is from RefSeq and is a predicted model, not a curated record.